CGACGACGACAGUGCCGUGCGCGACUGCCAGAAAGUGCGAGUGUUGGGGGCCGUGCUCGUGCUCCUCCGUUGCACUCGCUCAAGCGCAUCCCCUUCCCUUUCGUUCGCCGGACCCCUUUGCCUCUUUUCGGCAUCUGCAUUCUCUGAAGGUGGAUUAUUAGUAGCAUUGUCGAAGCGGUGGACCCUAUCUAUCCGCCUCGAGAGUAGAUUAGAUGAGAUUCGAAUUCAGCACAAGAGAGUGGAGUAGAAUAGCGUAGUGUAGUGUGGACUGGGUAGAUUAGCUUCCUCGUUCGUUCUUUUAGCGUGAUUUGCAACUACUGCAGUGCACGCAGAUUCGGUGCUCAGAUUGAAGAAAUUUCCACUCGUGGGUUCGAUGUUAAAGUUUUCGGGAGGAAGAGCUUGUUGAGGACGGUUCUUUGUUUGGCGCAUUCCAGGGACCAGAGAAGGAAUCUCGCGUUAUUGAGUUCAAUUGCUGGGACAGGGGGAGAAAUGCUGUCCUGGGGUGGUCUCACACUCUGCCUCAGUGGGGCAGCUCUCUAUUGUUUGAGUUCUAACAGUGGCCGGGAUGCGGCCACGUUGAGGAAUGUAAAGAGAGUAAAUCAACUCAGAGACCUCGCGAUUCUGCUGGAGUCUGCAUGCAAGGCUCUACCCGUGGUUGUUACAGUAGCCGGCAGGGUUGGGUCAGAGACGCCCAUCAGCUGUGAGCACAGCAGUCUCAGGGGUGUUAUUUUGGAAGAGACGGCAGAACAACACUUUCUGAAACACAAUGAUACUGGAUCAUGGAUUCAAGAUUCGGCACUUAUGCUAUCAAUCAGCAAGGAGGUCCCCUGGUAUCUGGAGGAUGGCUCCGGUCGGGUAUACGUUGUCGGGGCACGCGGAGCCACCGGAAUGGAGUUGACCGUAGCCAGUGAAGUGUUUGAGGAAUCUGGUCGAUCAUUGGUUCGUGGUACCCUUGAUUAUCUCCAAGGAUUGAAGAUGCUUGGAGUCAAACGAGUUGAAAGAGUUCUUCCAACAGGCACCGCCCUCACGGUUGUCGGGGAGGCUGUGCAAGACGAUCGAGGUAUCCUUCGAAUUCAAAGACCACACAAGGGUCCCUUCUAUGUCUCACCGAAAAGCAUAGACCAGCUAAUAGCCAAUCUCGGCAAGUGGUCCAGAUGGUACAAAUACUUAUCACUCGGCUUCACCGCCUUUGGGAUUUACCUGCUGACAUCUCAUGCUGUGAAGCAUUUCUUAGAGAAAAGGAGGCGAGCAGCGCUUCAAAGAAGGGUUAUGGAAGCAGCAGCUCAACGACUAGAACGUCGAACGGACAUGGAAGAUAAUCGGGAGGGGACAACUGACAAGUGCGACAUUGAUACGACUGUGAAGAAGGAUGGAACUCUGCCGGAUCUAUGUGUGAUUUGCUUUGAACAUGAGUAUAAUGCAGUCUUUGUGCCGUGCGGGCAUAUGUGUUGUUGUACAUCUUGCUCAUCCCAGCUUGUGUACUGCCCUCUUUGUCGGAGUCGAAUCAACCAAGUCGUGAAGGCCUACCGUCACUGAGAGAAGCUGGUUGGUAUACCAAGGCAGACAGAAUUUGUAAAUAUUGGAAAGCUUUUGUAAAACCCCCUCAACACCAUAAGAACACCCUCAUUCAUAGUACUCCUUGUCAAAGGUUUUCAGCAUGCAUUACAGACGACCGUGUGUAGCAAGCUUACACGGACAUCAGAUGGAAGUAGUUUAUUGUCGCGUUUUACAGUGUGGUUCUGGUAACCUCGAAGCGCGUGUUGGUGAAAUCCGUUGGGCUUUUUCUUAAUCAAAGACAACAGAUAUGGCAGAGAAUACUUGGUUGCCGGUGCACCGAAUUCAAGAAUGGGAGGUCCAUGUUUUAGGUUUCUGUAUGUAAAUCUUUUUAGAGUAACUAAUACAGCAGACGACUCGAAAGUCAAAUUGUUCAACACCCGAUUGUGAAGCAUCUCAUAUCUUUUGGAAUCGAAUUG
This is a messenger RNA of Marchantia polymorpha subsp. ruderalis, 1973 nucleotides long. The record is from the annotation of a GenBank genome assembly. Lineage: Eukaryota; Viridiplantae; Streptophyta; Marchantiopsida; Marchantiales; Marchantiaceae.